Propithecus coquereli (Coquerel's sifaka) is the source of this 998-nucleotide messenger RNA. RefSeq names its product aurora kinase A and ninein interacting protein (gene AUNIP). The transcript has 4 exons. NCBI's taxonomy places the organism in Eukaryota, Metazoa, Chordata, Mammalia, Primates, Indriidae. Bases 1 to 978 code for a protein of 325 amino acids. The record is from RefSeq and is a predicted model, not a curated record. Gene Ontology annotation, cellular component: centrosome; spindle pole. Gene Ontology annotation, biological process: spindle organization.
AUGAGGCGGAGAGGAGCCGAGGAGGAGGCCUGCGGCGUGUGGCUGGACGCGGCGGCUCUGAAGAGGCGGAGAGUGCAGUGCAUGGCAGGAAAGACAAAUGGUGGUGACCAGAGGAGUGUUUCAUCUCACAGAGAAAGCCAGAUCAACAAGGAGUCUAAGAAAGAUGCAGCCCGGCUAGACCAUUUGAUGCAAGGCUUAGAGGAUGGUUGUGUGGCACCCCCUUUAGCCACUUCAACCCCUGCAGACAUCCAGGAAUCUGGACUUUCUCCUCAGUCCCUCCAGACUUCUGGCCACCACAGAACGGGAACCCCAUUUUUGUCUGUGUUAUCUUUGCUCCAGCCUGAUACCCUAGAUUGUGCUGGAAAGAGUAAUGCCUCACUGGCUUUUUCAUUCACCCAGGACUUGGAAAGUUCUUGUUUGCUGGACCAAAAGGAGGGAGAGACGGAUUCUGCCAGGAAAAGGGAAUGGCUUCAUGGAUCUAAGAAGAACUAUCAGGGCACGGAGAAACACAUCAAACCACCUAGGGACAAACGCUGUCAGCCCUUGGACAAGACUAAAUUAGAAAGGAAGGAGUCUGCCAAAGAAAACAGGCAGGCUCCUGUCCUUCAAACUUACAGGGAAUCCUGGAGUGGAAAAAACACAGAAUCAGUGAAACAAAGUCCUCAUCCUGUUUCUGUGUUUUCCUGGGAUGGUGAAAAGGACAAGGACUCCUGGAGUCAGCUUUUCACUGAAGAUACUCAAGGCCAGCGAGUCAUUGCUCACAACACUAGAACUCCUUUCCAAGAUGUAACCAAUAACUGGAAUUGGGGCUUAGGGCAGUUUCCUAACAGCCCUUGGCCUCAGUACCAGGAUGGGCCAACACAGUUAAAUCUGAAGCCUGAUUCACUCUUUACCCAGGACUCUGAAGUCCAAGCUCUAGCUUGUCAGCAAGACUGUUGCAGAAGAUUUCUCAUUGAGAGGCAGAAACAUCUGCGGUGAGGAAGGCAGCUAUUAAAGGA